CCAGAUAAUUCAGUGGCUAUGAUUUGGUAGUGGUUGUACGCGUUCUUCGCAGAUGAUGUCACGACGCAAUGAUCUAAUGCUCGAAGUUUAAAGAGGUUCAAGUGAAAAAUAGUUCACAUGGUAGGGUUUGCUMCACAGGCUCUGUGGGACAAUUUUGAAUGGAUUUCAAACAGGUCAAGGUUGAAUUUCCAACAGAAUGUAAUCCGAAAGUUUGCCGUAUAUUUAUGAAAAAGAUACCACAAAUCUACAUUGGUCGAGGGCAAUAAAGUCUUCACUUUGCAACGUACGCCAUAUCAAGGAAAGGAACCAACAAAAAUACUGGAUAUUUGUUCAAUGUCUAUCGCGAUGGAUUAGAAAGAAGUAGACGAGAUGAUACGAUCUAUUCUUUGGRCCAUACUCGCACUAAAGGCUUUUCUUCCAUCAAUGAGUACGAUUAUCGGAAAUGAUCCGUGGUAUAGCACGUCAAGUCACUACUGGUCAUUCAACCAAAUGGACGGCAACAAACACAUUAUGGACAUUACGGGCUACAGAAAGAGUCGCGUAUACGGUGGUGCAGACAUUAUAAAAGGAGUGAGCAAAAACGCUUUGCAACUUGAUGGCCUUCUCAGUACUGGAGCAAACUUGGGCAACUUUUCUACCACAUGUUUGAGCGAGCCUUUGAACUGCAAAAGGGGCUUCUCUGUAGCUUUCUGGAUGAAACUAGACACCAAAAACAUUGAAGAUGAUUCUUAUCAAGUAAUUUUCCAAGUAUCUAGAAUGCAGCAGUCUAUAGGGACAACAUUUUACGCCAAAAAGGAAAUUCUAGGGUUGAGUGUGAAUGAUAAGAACUUAAGUAGAACUGUGGAAAUCACCUGGAAUACCACAGAAUGGUCUCAUUUGACUUUAUCAUGGAACAAAGUCAAGGGUUCUGUAAAUAUCUUCUUGAACUGCAAAGGAAACAAAGUUAUUAAAAAUAAAAUAGCGCGAAAUAUGUUCUAYAUGGUSCCUCCUCAAAAUCAAAUGUGGCUGGGGUCAAAUUAUGCUCUAAUGAAGAAUUGUAGGCUUGCCAUCGAUGAACUGGCGAUUUGGUAUGUGGUAUUAUCAGUACAGGAGAUCUGUUAUCUUCAUAAAGUCAAAGCAGUCGAUGGCGGUUUUUCACCUUGGAGUAAUUUCACGUCGUGCAGUGUAACCUGUGGUCUUGGCACUAAAACACGMACACGAACUUGCACGAAUCCACYACCGCAACAUGGUGGAUCAGACUGCGUGGGUCCCCACAACGAGACUUUGAACUGUUUUCUACGUGAAUGUCCUAUCGAUGGCAAUUAUACUAUGUGGUCAGCGUUCUCUUCGUGUAGUAAAUCGUGCGGGGGAGGGGAGCGUAAGAGAUUUAGAACGUGUACCAAUCCACAGCCAUUAUACGACGGUAAAAACUGCUCGCGUUACGGYGGUCCAGUUGAUAUAUUGGCAUGCAAUACUCAACAUUGUCCAAUCAACGGUGGUUUAAGUCAGUGGUCUAAUUACACAAGCUGUUCUGUAUCUUGCGGUGAUGGAAUGAGAACUCGUAAUCGCAGUUGUACAAAUCCUCCUCCACAAUAUGGCGGAAAGGAUUGCUCUAAAUUUGAUGCGACAUUAGAAACGAAAUAUUGCUUUUUGAAAAUUUGUCCAGUAGAUGGUAACUAUAGUAACUGGARCCCCUUUUCUGUCUGUAGUCGUAGUUGUGGGGGUGGUAAUCAGUCACGUGAAAGACARUGCAAUAACYCCACCCCUGUAGGGGACGGUAGAAAUUGUUCACAUUUAGGACCAUCGUUUGAAACAAGACUGUGUAAUACUCAGGAAUGUCCGGUAAACGGUGGAUAUACGCCAUGGUCAUCUUUUAGCAAUUGUUCCAAAGUAUGUGGAGGUGGGGUAAGAAUAAGAACUAGAGAUUGCACAAACCCCCCUCCUGCAUACGGUGGCAUUGAUUGUUCCCGUCUAGGGUACGCUGAGGAAACACAGAUUUGUAAUGAUGAUCCUUGUCCGGUGGAUGGAGGGUUUGGUGAUUGGUCGAUAUACAGCGCAUGCUCCGUAUCAUGUGGUGGUGGCAAGCGCAAGAGAACAAGGUCAUGUGAUAAUCCUAUGCCUGCUUAUGGAGGCAAGAAUUGUUCYAGUCUYGGUCCAUCUAUGGAGACGAUGGCUUGCAAUACUCAAAAAUGUCCAGAUAUCGUAUUCUUAACGGUGGUAAGAUUUCUCGAAGAAGAAUUCCAACCUUUUCUCUACAAUAGAGAAAGUGAAAAGUUCCAAAGAUUCCGUCGUAAAAUCGAGAACAAUGUUAAGAACGUUUUUGGCCCAACUUCAGCUUUYGAUGGACUGGAAAUUAUCUGUGAACCUGGAAUCUCCAAAAAUAACCGACCCAGUGGAAUCCAAUGCAAACUGGAACUGCAGUUCUCGUCAGGUGGCUACGAUGGGAUAGUUGAUCUGCAAGACGCUUUGCACCUGAAAGGAAUGCUUGGCACGAUGCCGGUCGAGACAUCUUACCUCAUCAGUUCUGAUGUUCCAACAGAUUACAAAGGUCUAAACGUUCAAGUGUAUAACGUUAGCGCGCAAAGUCUCAACGUCACGUGGUCUUUAAGUGACAAACGAGAGAAGGAAGACGUCCAAGGCUACCGUUUGGUUUACACAGACGAGACGAACAAUAAAUACAGCAYCAUUGUUCAAGGACGGGACACGAGUCAUGUUGAACUGAAACAUUUAAAGAUCUACCAUUUYUACUGUAUACGACUUUUGCCUUUUAAUUCACGUGGUGAUGGAUUAGCGACGUAUCCUGUAUGCGCUUAUACCGAUUUAAAAAUUCCAGGGGAUUUUCCUAAGAACCUGUCCGCCCACCAAAUGAACAACGACUCAGUGCUUAUCACGUGGGACCAUCUCAGCGAAGAACUUCAUAAUGGCGACUUGUUAGGGUAUGCGCUGAGGUAUCAUAAGGUGAACAAUACUCAUCAUUCGAGUAUUGCAUACAAAAGGAAGAACAUCUCUCCARCAACAAAUGAAUACGUAUUUGAUGAGUUUGGAGRUUUUGCCYUGUWUAAAAUGCAGAUUGCAGCGUUUAAUAAGAAAGGCGUUGGAGAAUGGAGCGAUGAGUUGGAGUUUUACACUGCAGAGGAUGUUCCAGGAAAAGCUCCUCUCAUCCAAACGGCCUACAACACAAGUUCUUCAUCGGUGUACAUUUCRUGGUACCCAAUCCCCAAGCAAUACCACAACGGUCGGUUGCUUGGUUACCGUAUAUUUUACAAAGAUGUAACAAUGAGAAAUGAUAGUCACUAUGACAACAUAACUCUUGGUCCAGACGUCGAUAGGAUUAAUAUAACGGGACUAAGGAAGUAUAAAACGUAUGUGGUGCAAGUUGCUGGCUWUAAUAACAAAGGAGAAGGGGCACCAUCGAAGGGGGUUCUGGUCACUACUGAUCAAGAUGUUCCCAGUCAACCUCCAGCGCAAGUAACCGUGGCAAAUACGUCGUCUACAAGUUUAAUAGUUCAGUGGAGCCCAGUCCCCAAGRAUGGUCGAAAUGGUGAUAUUAUAGGAUAUAAAAUACAAUACAAGAGGUCAGGGAGCAAUGAACCUAUCGUCACUAAGUGUUGUAUCCCUGAGACAAGCGCCGCAGAUCUUGAAUCCCUUAGAAAGUUUACCAAGUACGAUGUACAGAUACAGGCAUACACGGUUAAAGGUGAUGGGCCCUUAUCAGACGUCGUUAUAGCAACAACAGCUGAGGACAUACCCAGUAAGCCACCAACGUUCCUAUCUUUAUAYAAYACAAGCUCAACCAGCCURMGAGUGACAUGGCUAGCCAUYCCAKCACGUUAUGUCCAUGGUAUACUACUCGGCUAUCGAGUGUUAUAUCGUUCUAUAAAUGUCACGAAGGAAAAGUACGAAUAUGAGGAAGUUGGACCAGAUUCACUGGAGGUUGUUCUUAAGGGUCUUCUYAAGUAUAUGGACUAUGGAAUACGCGUGCUGGGAUUUACUAAAGUUGGACUUGGGACUGUCAGUAAUGAAGUGAUAGUCAGGACUGACCAAGAUGUCCCAAGUUGGCCGCCAGAAAACGUYGUUGCAAUCAACAAAACCAGUCCAACUAAAAUCAGCUUGAAAUGGCAGCCAAUCAGCAAUCRAUAUUUUAUUCACGGCAUUCUGCUUGGGUAUAAGGUGAUUUAUAGAGCRGUCAGAAAUCCUGACGAGUUCUUAAAYGGACCAAGAAAMGUCAUAGUCUUGGCUCCAGGCGUCCACAGUCUUACAAUAACCAACUUGACGUCAUAUACCAUUUAUUCUGUGGAGGUUUUGGCUUUUACGGUGAAAGGAGAUGGCGUGACUAGUAACGCAAUCCAUGUUGAAACCUGUAACUGCCAUCGGUGGAUGUACAGUAACUGGUGGUCAAACCCUCCUUACACCAAUAAAUACAAYAUCAGUGGGAUAUUCCCCUCCUUGCUUAAAAUGCUGACCAAAACAUGCUGUGGUCAAUGCUUAGAACACACGAAGAGUGAAAUCAAGUUUGAUUUCGUCACCGAACAUAGCUAUGCUGUGAAAAGAGACGAGAACGUCGUUCGRGGAGAUAUCGAAGAUGAUUCMGAAAUCAGUUUUCCGAUUACAGGGMGRUAUGGCCAGAUGACUUAUAACGACCAUGCGUUUGUUCCGUUGGUCGAGUCAGGRGGRACAGUGUUYAUGACGAUUGUCGACGAGCCGGGGAUGAUGGCGAGCAUGGUUGUUAUGCAGGUCUUCAAACUAUGGCCGAUGUGCAUGGCUGUCUUCGUGUCCGCAUUUUUCGCUGGGAUUGUCAUGUGGAUAUUGGAUACUUUGUUUAACUCAAAUGAAUUCCCACGUUCGCCAUUCAGAGGAAUUUUAGAAGGAAUGUGGUGGGCUUUCAUCACCAUGACAACGCUAGGGUACGGUGAUCGAAUUCCUAAAGCAUUUCAUUCCAAGUCAUUUGGAAUUGUUUGGAUUACCUGUGGUUUAGUCAUUGUAGCGUUAUUUAUGUCACUCAUCACCGCAUCGCUCACUACAAACGUCAUGGGCUCUGAAAAAAUGGUUUAUGGAUCAAAGGUCGCAGCRUUGCGCAACUCUUCUGAGUUCCGUCUAGGAAUAAGAUUGAAUGGCAUUAUGGAUCAAGAAGCCAAGUAUGACGACCUGAGAGAUAUAUACAAAGCCCUUAAGAAACGAAAAGUUGACGGGAUUCUUGUCGACGCUUAUACCGCGGGAAGUAGAAAGGACUUAUUUGGUGACGAGGAAUUACGCAUAACGAAGAUCAUCAGUCAUUCUUCUGUAUAUGGAGUAGUUCUUGGAGGAMAURCUAAACGACUGCAGUCCUGCUAUCGGUCCUUUUUAAAAGAAGAAAGAGUACGARUAUUUGGUGUAAUUACAAAACACGUUGAACAGGUCGAGGCCUCCCCAGUUACUUCAUCCGACAUGACAGCUGAUUUGUUCGACGCAGAAUCUUACGUCUUUCGACAAGCGAUAACAUGGACUUGUAUUCUAUUUGGUGUGUUUGCUGUAGUGUUCCUGGUUUAUGAAUUGCUUACAAGGAAAAAGCGAAAGCCAAAUCCUUCAAAGCAUGAUUUUAGUGAUAAAAACGCCUUACUUCCUCUAAUAUACCUACAAGACAACACAUUUUUGAGUUACACGGAGACAAAGCAAGUCAUGUUGGCAGUUGUUAAAGAAUUUUACGUAAGCUGUAACGCAACGUCGAAAAAACUCCGUGAAAAACACGCACGUGAGCUUAGGCUUCUAUACAGGAUGAAAGAGCAAGCUGAACAUCCAGAGCAGAAAGAGAAGAGCGGCGAAAAGAAGACUCUUUUUGAAGAGGCUCGUAAAGCGUUUUGGAGGAUASUUUCUGGAGCUCUUCCACCGAGCUCUAACCAAAAUGCAGCAGUAUAAGGAAGGAUAUGGAUUAUGCAUUGGAACUGCAAUACAUGCAUCGAGCAAUACGUCAUAGAAUGUGGUGAAUUACCCUCGAAGAAAAAUAUCGUCCAAAUCAUCACACAAUACUGACACACWUAUAUAGACAGAUAUUGCCUCUCGAUGAGAAUUGAUUGUCUUGGUAAACUAUCUACAAAAAUACACUGAAAAUCAUUGAAGGGAAAGAAGAAGCUUGGAGGGAGAAUACAACUUUCAUCAACAAAACGAGUGAUUGUCAAAAACAAACAUUUUACUUUGAAAUGAGGGCAACUAAGACGAGGUCCUGAUAUCAUUUCAUACAAAGAACAGAAAUUGUCGUCAAAAAGAAUAAGAAAUUCGUGUGGGACAAAAAGUGAACUUUACCUCGGAAAAAGGUACAUUAGGGGUGCGUUUCUUAGCAUUAGUACUGCAGUUUUGAAAACCUGGAAAUUUUAGUGAUCAGAAGAUCGUCACCUAUCACUAUGCAAACCUAAACAGGAGAGUGGGCGCGCGAGAGUAUGCCACCAAGAAAUCACGAGAACGAUCGACAGAAGGUAAACCAUGAUUUCUCAGCGACGAUGCAGCGCACUACAUUUCAAGAUGAUGAAAGKCGAUCACCAGCACAUCUUCAAGGCGUUGGAAAUAUAACCUCAUUCGAUCUCUUGUUCUCUUUGACGUUCGAUAGAUGAGAUGUGUGACUGAAAAACGUUAUUUAAAGUGCGGGCGCUUGUGUUAACAAAUAUUAUAUAUUUUUAGCUUGUUAUAUAAUGUAUUAUUGAUUAUUUCUUGUGUUAGCAAGUAAUUUGUAUAUGUCAUAUAUGUGAGAUAUGUAAUGGCUAGACCAAACUGUAUUAAAAUGAAAUAUUAAUAAAAUAACUUUAU
This is a messenger RNA of Exaiptasia diaphana, 6753 nucleotides long. RefSeq lists its product as uncharacterized. The transcript has 21 exons. Lineage: Eukaryota; Metazoa; Cnidaria; Anthozoa; Actiniaria; Aiptasiidae. Gene Ontology annotation, molecular function: protein binding. Bases 370 to 5871 code for a protein of 1833 amino acids. The record is from RefSeq and is a predicted model, not a curated record.